Messenger RNA from Octodon degus (degu), 4308 nucleotides. It is a transcript of the gene Slc30a1, whose product is annotated as solute carrier family 30 member 1. Lineage: Eukaryota; Metazoa; Chordata; Mammalia; Rodentia; Octodontidae. The transcript is spliced from 2 exons. The record is from RefSeq and is a predicted model, not a curated record. Gene Ontology annotation, biological process: intracellular zinc ion homeostasis; detoxification of zinc ion; zinc ion transmembrane transport. The coding region runs from base 79 to 1617 and encodes 512 amino acids. Gene Ontology annotation, cellular component: membrane; Golgi apparatus; endoplasmic reticulum. Gene Ontology annotation, molecular function: calcium channel inhibitor activity; zinc ion transmembrane transporter activity.
CGUGCGGGGUCCCGGGGUUGAGCCGGGCCUCGGCGGCCUGACCCGCGCCCUCGCCCCCGCUCUCGCCCCGCCGCCGCCAUGGGGUGCUGGGGCCGCAACCGCGGGCGGCUGCUGUGCAUGUUGCUGCUGACCUUCAUGUUCAUGGUGCUAGAAGUGGUGGUGAGCCGCGUGACCGCGUCGCUGGCCAUGCUCUCCGACUCGUUCCACAUGCUGUCGGACGUGCUGGCGCUCGUCGUGGCUCUGGUGGCCGAGCGCUUCGCCCGGCGGACCCACGCCACGCAGAAGAACACGUUCGGCUGGAUCCGCGCCGAGGUGAUGGGCGCCCUGGUGAACGCCAUCUUCCUCACCGGGCUGUGCUUCGCCAUCCUGCUGGAGGCCAUCGAGCGCUUCGUGGAGCCGCACGAGAUGCAGCAGCCGCUCGUGGUGCUCGGUGUUGGCGUGGCCGGGCUGCUGGUGAACCUGCUGGGCUUGUGCCUCUUCCACCACCACAGCGGCCUGGGCCGCCACGGCCACGGCCACGGCCACGCGCAUGGGGGCCACAGCCACGCCAAGGGGGCCCGCGCCAGGAACGCGCGCCUCGGCGCCGGCGCCGGUCCCGCCGGCGCGGCCCCGGGCGAGCCGGGCCCGGAGCAGGAGCACGAGCAGGAGGAGACCAACACCCUGGUGGCCAACAGCAGCAACUCCAACGGGCUGAAGCUGGACACGGCAGAUCCAGAGAAACCCAGGAGUGAGGAGGCAGUGGAAGUGCAGGUGAACGGGAAUCUGAUCCGCGAGCCCGAGCACCUGGAUGCCAAGGAGGAGGAUGACGCCGCCGGCCAGCUCAACAUGCGAGGCGUGUUUCUGCACGUGCUGGGAGACGCCAUGGGGUCUGUGAUUGUCAUAGUAAAUGCAAUUCUGUUUUACCUUUAUUGGAAAGGUCCUGAAGGGGAUUUCUGUGUGAACCCGUGUUUACCUGACCCCUGCAAAAGACCAUUUGUAGAACUGGUUAACAGUACGCGUGCUGCACCAGAUUCUGAGGCGUGGCCUUGCUGGGUGCUGUAUUUAGACCCAAGUCUUUGUGUUGUCAUGGUUUGUAUACUUUUUUACACAACUUACCCAUUGCUUAAGGAAUCUGCUCUUAUUCUUCUGCAAACUGUUCCUAAACAAAUUGAUAUCAGAAAUUUGAUAAAAGAACUACGAGAUGUUGAAGGAGUUGAGGAAGUUCAUGAAUUGCAUGUUUGGCAGCUUGCUGGAAGCAGAAUCAUUGCCACUGCUCACAUAAAAUGUGAAGACCCGACAUCCUACAUGCAGGUGGCUAAAACCAUUAAGGACGUUUUCCAUAAUCACGGAAUUCACGCUACCACCAUUCAGCCUGAAUUUGCUAGUGUAGGCUCUAAGUCAAGCGUGGUCCCGUGUGAACUGGCCUGCAGAACUCAGUGUGCUUUGAAGCAGUGUUGCGGGACGCGGCCACCAGCGCACUCUGGCAAGGAUACGGAAAAGGUCCGGUCAGUUAGCAUUUCUUGUUUAGAACUUAGUGACAAUCUAGAGAAGAAACCCAAGAGGACUAAAGGUGAAAACAGCCCAGCGGUGGUGGUAGAGGUUAAGAAAGUGCCAAACAAACCCGAAUCAUCUUUGUGAGUUCUGAAAAGCAGGUGGUUGACUUUUGCUUUAAACUGCAAGAGGAAAAAGACCAUUGAAAUUCUAAGUUUGCCAAGCAGUGUACCUAAAGUCCUUGUCUGGUCACAAUUAAUUCUAUUUUUGUAAGAACAUACUGGGACUGCAGAACAGAGUUCUAUAUUAUAACUUUGUGAUUGUUAGCGCACAGUACCAUUGAAAGCCAGUUUGAACACUAUGUUACAUUUUUGUUGAAAGUAUAACCCUUAUAUAACAAUGACUUUGGAUUUCCAGUUUUCUCAUGACAAAAUGAGGGGGAUAAAUAAAAUUGUUACUGGAAUUUCUCUGGUUUUCUUUCCCCCAUUGUUGGAUUUUGUUAGAAUUAUAAUUGCUAGAUCUUUAAAAUCUACGAAUGUUUCCUUUGACGUUUUAAGGAAUGUCUUUUUGCCCUUUGAUAUCAUUACAUAGCAUAAUGGCACCGUACUUUGAGAGUGACUCAUGAGUGUUAGCAGGAAAUAAGAUCAGUUACUAUUCUGUUUUCUGUGUUGCUGAGUAAUAAGCAGCGUAAUAAUUAACAGACGCAAUUAUAGUUUACACAUAGUAGGGCUUGAAGGGGAUAAGGGGAAGAGAGAAAGUUUACCAACAAUGUUGAGAUCAGUAUAGCAUUCAGACUGCAUCUCUAAAUUCUGAGAACUGCAGUUCGUCUUGUUUUACCAAAGUUCAUCUGAGACAUGGACAUAUUCACCAGCAUUACUUUUUCCAGAGAUUGGUAUUAGAAACAAAACGAACUGAAAGUGUACUCACAAAAUAUAAUGCAGGCUGUUAACCUUUCAAGUUGUGCUGUUAAAAAAAAACCAAAAAACCUUAGUCUUUUUUUUUUUUUGUAAUAAUGGAUUUGAACAGCUUAGAGCACAACCAGUGAUGGCUGUGCAUUUGCUGAGAGCUGACUUGAGAGAAGAAAUUCAGAUGGUUGAUCAGUUUGCAUAUUAUAUUUUUAGUAAGAUAAUUUGAAAAGAUGAAGAAUCCUGACAUUACUUAAUUCCCCUCCCACCCCCCAGGGCUGACCUUGUAAGAUGUCAUAAUAACCACCCAAAAAUUGUUCUUGGCUAUUUCAUUACUGCUGUAGAUUUCAGAUUCAACACGUAUUUAAGGAUGUUAAGUUAUAUUUUUCUUUGAGAGUUAUGCUUUGUAAAGAAAAUGUAGAUUUUGUUCUCAAAAGAAUGAAUACUGAUAUCAGUUAUGUAUAGCUCUAUUUUUCUAGAAAUGAGGUAUUCUGACUACUUCAGUAACUUUUAUAGCUGAUGACUUUUGAGAUGGUUACCUUUUUGGGAUUUGAAAUAAUUCAUUGCUUAAUAGGUCUUAAGAUAAAACUAUUGGGAUACGACAGUUAACUCUUUUAAAAGGGAUAGUCUUUUGUGGUUAGAUGGUGUGUUUUUCCCCUAAUCUAAGCCUAUUGCUGGCAAUGGGCCUAUUUAAGAUGAGCUGAUUUUUUUUUUCCAAUGACAGUGAGGUAAUUUAAGAACAUAGUUUGUAAAUUCACAUUUAUUAUAAUGGGCCAAAACCAUCACCUGCCAAUUUGCAAUAUAUCUUAAUGUUUGUAUCUGAUAUUGUGUAAUUCAGCUCUUUCACUGGUAAGUUACUUUGAAUGUUUGCAAAAAAGAUUGGGUCUGUUUGGUUUUUUUUUUUUUUUUAAACAUGAAAUUGAGGAUUGUCCCUGAGAGGAGAAAAAGCUGCAAAUCGUACUGUCAUGUAAUGCCUGGUUUAACACUUUAGUAGAAUCCUAGAACAAUUUUUCAUAUAAAAUCUCGGCAACACUGUGCCAGGAUGUCUGGCAGGAUACAUUGCACUCGGUGGGUUUUUCUUUGCAGAUGCUCUCUGGGCUGUCUGAAAGGUGCUGUGUUGCCUAGGUAUGAAGAUGUCACUCAGGAGAGGGCAGUGAAGGGCGGUAAGCAUGGAACAAGGGCCGUGGCUAGUUUUUCAAAAGUGCUUUCAAAGGUUGUAGACUUCAGGUUUUAGUUAUUUCAUUUUUCAUACUUUGUAAGUAGCUUAGGCCGUAACAGUGGUACCGUAGGAUUUUUUUUUUUUUUUUUUCAACAGACUUGGUCAGCAAAAUCAGUGGGCACUGACUCACCUUUUGAGUUUUAGCAAUUAUUUAUUUCUUUAUAAUGCACUUUCUAACCCAUUUUUAGCUAUAUUAGCAUUAUCCUUAAGAAAGAAAGACAUGUUUUUAUUUAAAUGUUGUGGGAUUUAAGUGACUUUCACAAUAGCUUAUUCCUAAAAGAAUAUGAGGGAACUACCCUGAAUCAUUAGGAGACGUAAGCCCAUUAUUUAAGUAUGCCGCUCCAUGCACUGCACCAGGUUGAGGGUUGCAUCCCUCCCGCUGGCCCUUCCAUGUGAGCAAGGGCAGCGUAGAAUGUGUUGAGAAACUUGUCCGUGGUGUCCCAUUAGUGAAAAGGACGUGCUGCACACGACUGAGUUAAAACCAACUGGAAAAGUUUGCCAGCUAAGCGCAGCCUGACUGAUGAGAAAAUUCAUUCCCCAUCGUUAACUUUUCUCUUGUGUGAUCCUUUUGUUCUUCCUGAAGAUUAUUAUAUUAUAGAAAUGUGGACUAGAACCUGAUAAAAUCAUCAUUUUGCUGAAAUUAAAAUGCUGAGUAACUAUCCUAGAGUGUAUAAUUUGUAUAGGGAAAAUUUCCAGAUGCACCUUGCAAAAAAA